AUGCCACCACUAGGAAACCCACGAACACUCUCCAACCAACAACCGCCUGAAAAACUAAAAACGUCCUUCCUGCCUGAAAUAGAUGGCAAUCCGUUGGGACCUGACUAUCAGCAUGGGCUACUUCACCAAGUGUUGCAACAAAAAGACGUUCCGGAGGUGCCUACCCCAGUUGAUACUAGCUACCGCCCAAUAUCACCCCCAGGGCUAGUUCAGGAAGUUCAUCCAACUCUACAGGAGGUCAGUCCUAAUAAAGAAAUUAUAAUAGCAUUGAUGGGAGUAACAGGUAAAAUCCAAAGUGCAUUCAAGCUCAGCAUGCAUUUGCUAAGAUGGGUAACAGGAGCUGGCAAAAGCUACUUCAUUAGAGAGGUCUCUGGUAACUCGGAGGUCGUAGUGGGUCGCAAUCUUUAUUCUUGUACCCAGGAGGUCCAAUCUUACUCUUUCGACCAUGAAGGGGCGAAAAUCACACUAGUCGACACUCCUGGCUUCGAUGAUACGAAUAAAAGAGAUACGGACGUCCUAAGGGAAAUUGCUGAUUGGACCUCAAAAACCUACAAGGACAAGCGACUCCUCUCGGGUAUCAUCUACCUCCACCCCAUCACCCAUGCUCGCAUGGUAGGUUCUGCCCUGAAGAACCUUAGGAUGUUCCAGAGCUUGUGCGGUCAGAAAGUCCUGAGCAAUGUGUUUCUCACAACAACCCAGUGGUCCAACGUCGAUCAGACAGAGGGGGACUUUCGCGAAACUAGUCUCCAGAAUCCUGAUUUCUGGGGAGGACUUAUUGAUAAAGGCGCCGCUCUCCAGAGAUUCCAUGGCACCAGAGAAUCCGGAUUGGAACUUAUCCGCAAAUUGAUACCAAACGAACCAAAAUCCCUCGAUAUUCAGGUUGAGAUUGUCAACCAGGGUAGGACCCUACUUGAAACCGAGGCAGGGAAAUACAUUAAUAAAGAAUUGAUUGCUCAAGAGAAGAGACAUAAGGAGGAAAUAGAAUCUCUAAAGAGAGGCUUUGAGGGGGCUAUGCAGGAAAUGAGAAAUGAAAUGAGAGAUGUCCUUGCGGCAGAGCAGAAGAAACUCGAAAAGGUUGUAGCUGAAAAGGAGUUGCUAGCAGAGUUGCAUGCAGCGGAGGUAGAAAAGCGCAAGGGGAAAGAGGCGGAGAUCCCCGAUAGGGCAGUGAUUGCCGUUGCUACUAAGGACCUCGAAAUUAUCGCAAGCGCGGUCAUGAGCUAUAACACCAGAGGUCGCUUGAUCUCAGACAUCAAUAACGACGAGCAGUUCAAGUCCGACACCUUCGGGGUCACGAUCCAUUACGAAUCCAACAGCUCCUCCAGUGUCCAGGUUGAUACAAAGAAAUUUCUAGGGACGUCUGAUGCGGGGAUGGGUGCUACCAGCUACAUUACCUUGGACGACGUACGCUAUCAGCGCAAACCUGGUAUGCAUCGCACAAUUGGCGGCCAAAAUUUCAUCAUCUUUAGCAAAGUUUCGGUCCGUGGGACUUAG
Molecule: messenger RNA, 1491 nt
Organism: Tuber melanosporum (Perigord truffle)
Lineage: Eukaryota; Fungi; Ascomycota; Pezizomycetes; Pezizales; Tuberaceae
Exons: 2
Coding region: 1-1491 (496 amino acids)
Molecular function (GO): GTP binding
Source: RefSeq, a predicted model, not a curated record